This is a messenger RNA of Dichomitus squalens LYAD-421 SS1, 2298 nucleotides long. Its product is annotated as TFIID and SAGA subunit. Bases 1 to 2298 code for a protein of 765 amino acids. The record is from RefSeq and is a predicted model, not a curated record. Gene Ontology annotation, cellular component: transcription factor TFIID complex. Gene Ontology annotation, molecular function: protein binding; RNA polymerase II general transcription initiation factor activity. Lineage: Eukaryota; Fungi; Basidiomycota; Agaricomycetes; Polyporales; Polyporaceae. Gene Ontology annotation, biological process: transcription initiation at RNA polymerase II promoter. The transcript has 8 exons.
AUGUCUGCUGCAACCCCUGCAGCUUCCACUCCAGAUGGAGCAUCCACCCCUGCCGCGAACCCUGCCGCGGAGGGCCCAUCGAGCAACACGUCCGCCAUCGACCGAAUGGUGCUUGAGUAUCUGCGCUCGCGCGGACACAAAGACCCGGAGAAAAUCCUUGAGGAGAUCGAGCGCAGCGCAACCCCUUCGGAUGACCAGGGCAAGCAACCUGAGACUACACCAGCGCACUCUAUUUCGCAGGAGGAAUUAGUGAAGCAGCUCGCAAUCUUCGCGCAGAAACCUGCCAACCCGGACGAGAACGCUUUGAAGGAUGGAACGAAUGUCCUACAAGAGCUCUCUACCAUGGGAAACCCUCAGAAUAUCCAGAACCUCAUAUCGAGCAUAGGGCCGGUUGGAGCUGAAGAGAUUCUCUCGCUUGACCCUACGGAUAAGCAUCAAGGAUUCAGGGAGUUGCAGUCGUGGGUGGACGGGUCUCUGGACAUGUACCGGCCCGAGUUCAGACCUAUCUUAUUUCCCAUCUUCUGUCAUUUCUACCUUGAUCUGGUUCAGCAAGGUUUUCGGGAAGCCGCCCAGGACUUCUACACUACGUUCUCGCAUUCAUUAUCCCCUAUACACCAGACCACGUUACACCACCUCUCAACAAUCACUUUGCCAUACCACGUCCAGACGGACGAAGUCGCGCAGCGCUUCCGGUCUGAGAAGUAUACUGUACGAAUGAGCCGAUCCGGGUUCAGCCUCUUGAUAGGCUGGUUGACCGAAGGCUUUGGUGGCGAACCGACGGGCACAGGAGAAGGCUUCUCUGGAGACAAGGGCAAGCGAGGACGAGCGGCUAUCAUGAGGGUGGUGAAUAAUCACCUACGCUUCGACGUAACGUCUUCGUCCACAACCUCUGUUUCCCCUCGAGCAUGGGAGGAGUCGACGGGCUUCCUUUCCUCCGUGGUGCCACAAACUAACGGAAGCACGACUGAUGCUUCUACCUACAAUGCUUCCAAAGGAGAGCUCAAGCUUGGCCCUGCACCUAUCGCUGAGGAGCUGCGAACGGAAACUGAACGCACUCUCAGGGAUCAGGCGUUGGUGGACCACGACCCAGGAGCUCAGUAUGACAUCCACUAUGCCCGACAAGCACCACUAACAGGUUUAGUGUCGCCUGCAAUCUCGGAUCUCCCUCCACACCCACCGUCCUUCAGGAGCGUGGACGUCAAGCGCGAGGUGGAAAAAGUCCGUGAUGCACGAAAACGAAUUCGGUAUGACCCUUCUGUACUCAACUCGGCAAACGCGAAUACCCCGCAAGGCGCGGCCGUACGAGCGCGUGCGCUUCCUAGCAUAUGUGCAUAUACAUUCCAUGAUGUCGGCGAGGGAGUGCCGUGCUGCGAGUUCUCACCAGACACGUCCCUUCUGGCGGCAGGCUUCUCAGAAAGCUACAUCCGCUUGUGGAGUCUGAAAGGCGAGAAGCUGAAAGGGAUGCGGAGCGAUUUCCAGACAACUUCAAUACGCGACGUCUCGUCACUCAACAAGAUCCGAGAAAAGGGCGGGUCGACAACGCGCAAGCUGAUCGGGCACAGCGGACCUGUGUACUCCGUCGCGUUCGACCCUGUCGGGGGCUCUGCGAGUCCGCCAAGAUACCUCCUUUCCGCCUCCGCAGACGCCACGACGCGCCUAUGGUCGCUUGAUACCAUGACGAACGUCGUUGCCUAUCGUGGGCACCAGAAUCCGGUGUGGGACGUGAAAUGGAGUCCAAUGGGCAUCUACUUCGCGACUGCAUCUCGGGACCGAACUGCACGACUGUGGUCGACUGACCGGACAUCAGCUCUGCGCAUAUACGCAGGGCAUCUUAGUGAUGUCAACGCUGUGGGGUUCCACCCCAAUUCGCUGUACCUCGGCACGGCAUCUAGUGAUGGCACCGCGAGGCUGUGGGACGUACAACGCGGGGCGUGCGUCCGUGUCUUCUACAGGCAUGAUGACAUUGUGUCUACGCUUGCCUUCAGCCCGGACGGGCGCUAUCUGGCCACAGCUGGGGAGGACCUAGCGAUCAGACUUUGGGAUUUAGGGUCGGGUAGAUGCGUCAAGAAGAUGACGGGCCAUACUGCAUCGGUGUACUCCUUGGCCUUUAGCGCGGAGUCUAGCCUGCUCGUUAGCGGCGGGGCGGACUGGACAGUCCGUUGCUGGGACGUCAAGGCUGCUGGAGGACUGCCCACCAAGGCACGCGAGAACGGGGCGACGGUCAACGGUACGUCGGACGAGCAUCCGCCUGAGAAGGAGGAGACCACCGAGAACAUCGAAACGUAUGCAUCCCGUUAA